AAGAAAUUCAGCGGCGAAAAUUUCACGAUUAUUUUGAAAUCCAUUGGCUCUGGCGCCAGCUGGGCAGAUGUGGGCGAUAUACAUGUAAUCUGGAGUGAGAAAAUCUGAUUUGUGCCCAAACGACUUGUUUUCCCUGUUUGAGGGCCCAGUUACUUCAAGCAAUACUCGUCAGGUAGAUCAAAAUGAUCCGAGUGUGGGCUUCAUUUCUGUUAAAGCAAACCAGUCAGCGACAUGUCACGUAUCAGCUUUGUGCCAGUUUCACCAGGCUGGCUGAGGUCGGAAAGCUGGUGGCUCCUCGACCUUCGGGCAAGUAUGACACCGGGCAGCUGUUCCUGCACAGGGUGUUCGGAUACCGGGGCGUUAUACUGUUCCCAUGGCAGGCACGUGUGUACGACAGGGACACAAACAAAGUGGAGGACACUCCUGCCAGCGCGGAGCUGGAGGCCCCGGCCCUGAAUCCGGCCGGGAAGGAUGUCAAGAGCAACACGCACACGUACUACCAGGCGCUGAUCGACUCCCGGGACUGUCCGUUUGUGAGGGCGCAGACCGAGUCGGUCACCUUCCUAGGCAGCCACGAGAACAGCAGGUCCCUGUACGCCAUCCCGGGACUAGACUACGUGGCCCACGACGACAUCAUGCCGUACUCGACCACCGAGCGCACCCCGCUCUUCCACGAGCUGUUUGACAAGUUCCUCGAGUAUGAGCCAGACAGAGAGCCGCCGUUCGCCGCGCGCGAGACGCUGCGCGCCUGGCAGGAGAAGAACCACCCGUGGCUGGAGCUGUCGGACGUGCACCGCGAGACGACCGAGAGUGUGCGCGUCACCGUCAUCCCCUUCUACAUGGGCUGCCGCGAGUCGCAGAACAGCGCCGUCCACUGGUGGCGCUACUGCAUCCGGCUGGAGAACCUGGGCCAGCAGACGGUUCAGCUGCGCGAGCGCAACUGGCGCAUCUUCUCGCUGUCGGGCACGCUGGAGACCGUGCGCGGUCGCGGCGUGGUCGGCCAGGAGCCGGUGCUCUCGCGCCACCAGCCGGCCUUCCAGUACAGCAGCCACGUCAGCCUGCAGGCGCCCUCCGGACACAUGUGGGGCACGUUCCGGAUGACGCGGCAGGAUGGCUACUCGUUCGAUUGCCGGAUACCGCCCUUCUCGCUGGAGAGCAAGCAUGACGACGGCGAUGGCUCGGCGUCCGCCUAGCGGCCUCUAGGGGUCCGGUGACGUCACCGGAGCCGGUCGGUAAAGCGGAACGGCGUGUGGAGUGCCUAGCGCGCCCCUGCGAUUGACGUCAUCGGAGGGGUGCAAAGCCGGUCGGGAGAGCUGGACGGCGUGUGCUGCCCUCCGGUGACGUCACUUA
This is a messenger RNA of Pollicipes pollicipes, 1350 nucleotides long. RefSeq names its product DNA polymerase delta interacting protein 2 (gene POLDIP2). The coding region runs from base 183 to 1193 and encodes 336 amino acids. NCBI's taxonomy places the organism in Eukaryota, Metazoa, Arthropoda, Thecostraca, Pollicipedomorpha, Pollicipedidae. The transcript has 8 exons. Gene Ontology annotation, molecular function: DNA binding. Gene Ontology annotation, biological process: error-free translesion synthesis. Gene Ontology annotation, cellular component: nucleus; mitochondrial nucleoid. The record is from RefSeq and is a predicted model, not a curated record.